GUAUUCCUCCUGGGGCUAGCUUUCAGAGGAGGAUAUGGAUAUGCCAACAACAGUAAUCAUAGACUGCUGGCUGUGCUCAAUGCAUCAUCUUCUACGGUAGAUUUGGUACUGCAAAUCAAUGUGCUGGAAGGCAAAAGGAGUCCAGCGACCACGGAGAUUACGCCGCCAAUGAGCUUGAAGGACAUUAUUCGCGCUGAAAUUAAUGGGGAUUGGGAGCGCGGACAUUUUGUGUUACAACUAGCCAGUCAAACACGCACGGUGCAGCUAAAGCAAGCCAUUUACGAAGCCCUGUGGCAAGAAUUGCAGCAGAUGAGGCAAAUCUAUGAUCCUCUCAAGGUACUGGAUCUGUAUGGCCAGCUUACACAACAGCCGCAGAUGCCUUCAGCGUUACUGGUGCAGGUCUACCAGGAGUUUGUUGACCGCAGCGCUCAUUUACUGGCAGCUCCCUUUCACACGGACAGCCGCAGCGCAAGAUUUCCAAAAGUCGACUCCUUGCUUCAGCGACUUACCCUAAGCACCCUGGAUUACUUACGCGAUAUAUUGGAAGAAGUAUUUAAUCUGGUAUUGGCGCUUGAGUCGUCUCUCAGUGUAGUGCAACGUCUUGGUAACUUUACUGGCAGCGUCACGCAAUUGGCAUUAGCCAAUCUUCAGCUGCUGCAGCGCACGGAGCUGAAAUCGAAUGUGGAUGCACAAGCAGCAGUACAUGAUAAUCUUCGUCAGUUGCUGGAGCUGCCAACUUUUGAACAGGAAGUUGGUCGAAACUUGCGUGAAGAGGUGUAUGAGCAAUUGCCCUUAGAUGAGAAAAUCCUCUACACUGCACAGAAGAUUUGCCUCCGCAAUAUGACAAAUCACAAUUCCUACAUCUACGAGUGCCCGCAGACCUAUUUGAUCUGCACCAAUGAACGGGAUCCGAAAAAGGCAUCUUAUUAUGUGCAGCGAGGAAAUGGAGGUGCAAAUAAUACACUGCAGUUUGCGUUCUAUAGUUCCUAUUGGCGCAAUCGUUAUAUCCUAAUGGAGCCAAGCAACCACUCUACUGGAGACUAUAUUACGAAGAACGUUUACAGUCGCGAUUCUAUUUUUUGGUGGCAAGUGGUGCAGCUCGCAGGUGGUGGUGUAGCCCUCUAUGAUGCAGCCACAGCUGGUUCAAUACUUUGUGGAGGUGAUCCUAAGCAUUGGGACGGCGAAGAGCGACAUGUUUAUACACGUAGCAGCCUGGAACUUGAAAACUAUCGCAGGGAAUGCAUCUGGAAGGUCGAAGAUUGCAGCGAUGUGACAAAAUAGUCACCGAAAUUAUACAGAAAUAUAAUUACAUACAUCAAAGCACUUAUAUUU
Messenger RNA from Drosophila navojoa, 1332 nucleotides. RefSeq lists its product as uncharacterized. NCBI's taxonomy places the organism in Eukaryota, Metazoa, Arthropoda, Insecta, Diptera, Drosophilidae. The record is from RefSeq and is a predicted model, not a curated record.